This is a messenger RNA of Fusarium verticillioides 7600, 1455 nucleotides long. RefSeq lists its product as hypothetical. The record is from RefSeq and is a predicted model, not a curated record. The coding region runs from base 811 to 1230 and encodes 139 amino acids. The transcript is spliced from 2 exons. NCBI's taxonomy places the organism in Eukaryota, Fungi, Ascomycota, Sordariomycetes, Hypocreales, Nectriaceae.
AGCUGCAGAUCAAAAAGUAUAUAAUGCAGUAUCAUGGAUAUGAGAAAGAGAGAGAGAGAACAGGCCAUUGUGUGUGUGUGUUGUGUUUUUGGGGGCGUUUGACUUUGGUCUUUGGCAAUUGUUGUGUUUAUCUGAUGAAGGCGAAGGAUCAUGGAAAUGUUGUAGAGUAAAUAGACGUACGUGUACAUGUCUCGAUGAUUCUCUAUCGUGCGAGAUGGUGUCUCUCUCACAUCUUAGACCGAGUCACUCACUCACUCACUGUGAGAUUAGUGCUUUUCUAUCGUCGAUAGAUGGUCUGCCCCCCCAAAAUACUCCGUCCCCACAAAGGUUUGGUUCGUUCGCCCGGUUUUCCAUUUCCCUUCGAGGCCAUGUGCAUUUGCAUGUUCCCUGCAUUAGCUCUGUAUUUGUAUGUAUUUCUCUCUUGUUUCCUCUCUGCGUGUCUCCCGUCUCUCGGAGGUUCAUGUAAGUGACGUGCGCCCCGCUUCCAUUGGAGGGGUUGGUUACCUUUUCAAGGUCAGGCAGGGCCCUUGUCUUUCUCGCUUGUCACUGGGAGCUUAUGAGUUGAGCUGUGUUGAACGUGAAGGAAGCUGAAUGACUCGGGAAGUCAUCAAUCACUUUUUCUUUUUCUUUUUCUUUCUACCCUUUUCUCAUUAGCUAUAACGAGAAUCUGUUCAUUGUCUCUGGAGCACCUUCAUCUUCAAACCCCAAAUACAUCUUCAGCACUAUUCUCAGAAGCAAAACAAGCUCUCCUAUCAACUCUCUUCCUACUACCACCAACCAACCUCUACCAAAAAAAUCAUCCACAACACAAUGUCUUCAUCAACGCAACACCAUCAGUCAAAUCGCUCAUCAGGAUGGACGGAACAAAUGCGCGAUAGGCAAGCCCGCGGUAAAAACCCUUACAGCGAAGAAAGCGACGUGAGCGAUGGCGAACCAAGUCGUCUUGGACCUCAGUAUCGUGCUUCGGCUGCACGACCUUGCACCGCCGACGCUGAUUCCUGCAGCCCCAUGUUUGAAACACACAUAGAGAGAGAGCGGAGGGGAGAGGCUUUGUAUAUUCUGGAUAACCAUGCGGCUCUCAUGGCACAUGCGCAGGCGACCGGCGACAGCAUCGCAGGCCAACGGCUUCGAUUCAUGCGCCAACUAUGUGGCUUCGAGGACAAGCACGAUGAAAAUGGCACGGCGAGGAGCAAGCAGAAUCGCCGAGUCAGUGAUAAAAUCUCUCGAUAGUCCAGAGUUCUCGUCCUAGGAGGAGAGAAGACUGCCCUCGGUGAAAUAGGGGUCUUUUAGCAAACCCAUCACAAGCCCUCUAUAGCGGAUCAUGACUUUCAAAUAAUAGAAUCAAACCAACAAGUAUUUGCUUAUCUAUGCUGCUGUAGUGAAUGCUCACUGUUAGUAACCACAUUGUGGUUCAAAACUCUGGUCAAAGUACAUGAAAUCGAAUAAAUUGUGGCA